This is a messenger RNA of Penicillium chermesinum, 939 nucleotides long. Its product is annotated as RNA polymerase III-inhibiting protein MAF1. The record is from RefSeq and is a predicted model, not a curated record. Gene Ontology annotation, biological process: negative regulation of transcription by RNA polymerase III. Gene Ontology annotation, molecular function: RNA polymerase III core binding. Gene Ontology annotation, cellular component: nucleus. NCBI's taxonomy places the organism in Eukaryota, Fungi, Ascomycota, Eurotiomycetes, Eurotiales, Aspergillaceae. The transcript has 3 exons. The coding region runs from base 1 to 939 and encodes 312 amino acids.
AUGAAGUUUCUACCUUUACCAGAGUUCGAAGACGUGACUAGUUCGCUCAAUUUCGACACAGCCGAUUGUCACAUCGAGGGUGGAUGUGAUCUGUACACAACCAAGGCUGCCCGAUCCGAUCGCAAGCUAUAUAAUCAUAUUGAGCAAUCGCUAGAAGCCCAAUAUGAAUCAGUUCUCCGCCUAUCAGCCUCGCUGUCCCCUCCUCACGCCCACGAUGCCGCAGAGACUUUGAACCUCUCGCGAUCGAGUCCAUUUGGCCCCCUGAGCGAGCAUUCGAGUCGCCGAACGUUCGCUUAUCUUAUUGCGACUCUGAACGCCAGCCAUCCGGAUUACGAUUUCUCACAUGUCUUGCGCCCGACCGAUUUUCGUCGUGAGCGACAUUUGAAGCGCAUUAUGAACACGAUUGAUUCCACGUUGUACAAUCUGCGGCCGCGUGAGUCACUUGACUUCUCGCCCUCUUCGCCCGCGACACUCUCUGGUUCAUACAAUGGAGCACCUGCCUGGGGCCCACGGAUGUGGAGGAUUCUAGAUGAGCAUAUGUCCUUGAAGGAAUGCGCAAUCUACUCGUACUCACCAGAUGAGGACCCCUCAGAUGCCGAUGACGGAGCGAUCUGGAGUAUGCAUUACUUCUUUUUCAACCCGCUCCGUAAGCGUGGCGCCGCUACCCCCACGGGGAAGCGAAACUUCGACGAUGGCUACCUGACGCCCGACUUGAGCUCUAGCAAGAGGGCGCGAUACUGGCUUGGAAGUCGUGCCGAAUCGUCUCUCCGACAGGAGCUCAGUGAAGAUGAGUUGGAGGCCGAUUCGGAGACUAUCCACCCAGUUAUCGACGACGAUGAUCAUUUCAUGUUCAGCGAUGAGGAAAUGCAGUCCCGGUCGGGUCGCAAGGGGACAGUGCGGGCCAUGAGUGAGGAGAUGAUGGACACCAUGGAAGUCUAA